Molecule: messenger RNA, 1986 nt
Organism: Galleria mellonella (greater wax moth)
Lineage: Eukaryota; Metazoa; Arthropoda; Insecta; Lepidoptera; Pyralidae
Product: dentin sialophosphoprotein-like
Exons: 15
Coding region: 99-1814 (571 amino acids)
Source: RefSeq, a predicted model, not a curated record
AUAAAUACAUGUGUUAACGCAAAUUCGAGGUAAACGUAAACAACAGAUUUCAUAUAAAUAUGGGCAGAAAGAACAAUAUUCGUUAGUUAUCCCAAAAAAUGUCCCUGAAGCUGAUCGUGUUGGCCGCUCUGGUGGUAGUCGUUACCCCAUCCCCCACCGCCCUAUUGGGUGGAGGAUUAGGAGGAGAAAUAGGAGGAGGAUUAGAAGGAGCAAUUGGAGGAGGAUUGGGAGGAGCACUUGGAGGAGGAUUAGGAGGAGGGGUAAACGCUAAAAUAGUAGGAAAGCCAUGGUGGUCCGGAUGGUGCCGACACGACGGCCAUGCAAGAACGGGUUUCAAAUCUAGCUUCAAAUCUGGCGAAAGCAGCUUCCUCGAUGACGACUACAAAUACCGAGAGGGCGACAACAUAUUUGAACCUUUCGGUUUCUUCGCUAAGGGAGUGACCAACAAUGCCGGCGAUGCAAGCUCCAUUUUGUCUGGCAUCUCUAGUCUGAAAUACGCCGGUAGCUUCGAUGACUCCAUCGACGUCAUGCUCAGGAUGGCUCGUGCUGCAAGAGGCAUCAUUGAUGUUCAAAUUCCUGGCCUUGGAUCACUAUUUGGCAACAGCAUCAUGGCUAUUGCUAGGAUUGUCAACUGCGUCGUCGAUAAGAGGACAGAUCUGACUCCAGCUGUUUGUAAUAACAAUUACGGAUCAAAAUGGGGCUGGUCCAGUUACACUGGUGGCUACGCCAACGCCGAAGCCGUGCUCAAGUUCUACGACCUUCUGAAAGUCCGUGCACAAAUUGACAGUCUUGUCGGAAAGUAUACGAAUGGAAAAGGUGUCGGCUCUCUAACAGGCGCCAACAAAGUCAUGGUGGAAUUGAUGACCGAAUUGGGCGGACUCUUUGAUAAUAACAGAUGGAGCCGCGAUGACAUGGUCUCAGCAUACUCCAAGGUUUCCAGCAUCAUGGGUUUGCUUGGUAACAGUUAUUAUGACGGACUUGGCGAUGAUCUUGUGGAUUCCAUGAUUGCUUACGCUGAAAGAAGUUUCAAGACCCGUGGAUACUCUGACCUGAGUUCAUUGGGAUCGGAUAUAAAGAAGAGAAUAUCCGGAUGCGGACGCUUCAACUUCAAUGGCGCUUUGAGAUUGGCUGACUCAAACAGUAGUAGCAGUUCCAUCAGCGACUCUCACAAUAAUUUAGGCAUUGACACCAUUAAUGAUGGAUUUGGCAGUGGUGUAGACAGAUCGAGCAGUUCUAGCAGUAAAUCAUCAAGCAUCAGCGAUUCAGGCUUGAACGGCAGUUCCUACAGUGGUUCUAGGAGCGAUUCGAACAGCCUUUCAGACAGCGUAGGCCGUUCUAGCUCAUUUGACGGAGCUAGUAGUGACAUCAACAGGAGUUCCCUUGAUUCUAGCUUAAGCGAUAGCUCUAGCAACGCAAGAAGUGCUAGUGCAAGUAACAGCGCUAGAAGUGCCAGCAGCGAUUUAAGUGACUCAAGCGAUUUCAACUCCAGUAGCAGUUCGGGCAGAAGUGCCAGCUCUGAUCGCAGUUCCAGCAAUAGUGCCGACUAUAGUGACAGUUCCAAUAGAAGUUCCGGCUAUAGUAGUAGUUCCAAGAAAAGUUCCAACUAUAGUAGCAGCUCCAAGAGUUCCAAAUCUAGUAGCAGUUCAGACGAUAGUGCCAGCUCUAGUAGCAGUGCCGACAGAAGUGCCAGCUCUAGAAGCAGUGCCGACAGAAGUGCCAGCUCUAACAGUUUCGGCGCCAGCAGCGCUAAAAAUGCAGAGUUUAAUAACGAAUUCGGAAGUUCCAGCGACGGUUUGAAGGUAGAAGGGUGUUAAUUAUGCCGGACUUACUAGUUACGGAUCAUCAUGUAAUGAAUAAUGAAACGCCUUUCGUAAAAUGAUAAUUGUAAUUUAAUUAAUUUCAUGAAAUUAAUGAUUUCAAAUCAAUCUAUUGUUUCGAAUUAUUUUUCAAAAUUGUAUUAAUAAAUGUUGAUUGUAUUUUAUCUUC